UUCCGGCAACUCGGAGGGACCGGAACCUACGCGGAGCUUCUGAGGCCCGAUCCUUCCCGGGACCGGCUGGACGCCGAGCCCCCCGAGAUGAGGAUACUGAGACCCCGAGGAACCCACAGUCACUCAGCGAGAAGCAGCAGAAUCGGGAAUGAAACCCAGACCUCUGCAAAUUUGCUUCCUAAUAAUUGGGAGAAGACCCACUGGCUAAAUGGCAGCCGUAGAUGACUUGCAGUUUGAAGAAUUUAGUGAUGUAGCCACUUCUCUAGCAGCAAACCCAGAUGCCACCACAAUAAGCAUCGAGGAUCCUGGUGAAACCCCCAAACAUCAGCCAGGACCCCCAAGAGGCUCAGGGAGAGAAGAGGAUGAUGAGUUACUGGGAAAUGAUGACUCUGACAAAACUGAGUUACUUGCUGGACAGAAGAAAAGCUCCCCCUUCUGGACAUUUGAAUACUAUCAAACAUUCUUUGAUGUAGACACUUACCAGGUCUUUGACAGAAUAAAAGGGUCUCUUCUGCCAAUACCGGGAAAAAACUUUGUGAGGUUAUAUAUCCGCAGCAAUCCCGAUCUCUAUGGCCCCUUUUGGAUAUGUGCCACACUGGUCUUUGCCAUAGCAAUUAGUGGGAAUCUUUCCAACUUCUUAAUCCAUCUGGGAGAGAAGACAUACCGUUACGUACCCGAAUUCCGAAAAGGUUGGUCAAUAGCUUGACUCAUUUGGAAUGCU
Messenger RNA from Hipposideros armiger (great roundleaf bat), 721 nucleotides. It is a transcript of the gene YIPF1, whose product is annotated as Yip1 domain family member 1. Gene Ontology annotation, biological process: vesicle-mediated transport. The transcript is spliced from 7 exons. Gene Ontology annotation, molecular function: small GTPase binding. Bases 209 to 706 code for a protein of 165 amino acids. The record is from RefSeq and is a predicted model, not a curated record. Lineage: Eukaryota; Metazoa; Chordata; Mammalia; Chiroptera; Hipposideridae. Gene Ontology annotation, cellular component: Golgi apparatus.